Messenger RNA from Parnassius apollo (apollo), 360 nucleotides. Lineage: Eukaryota; Metazoa; Arthropoda; Insecta; Lepidoptera; Papilionidae. The record is from the annotation of a GenBank genome assembly.
AUGCAUCGUCUUUUUACUGAGCUGGAGCCAUCUAUUACUGUCACCGAGCAAAACCUGGCAGACCGAGUUCGGUAUAUCUUACGCUCAAAUAUAUUUGAUGGCGCCGAACUCGAACGGCUACGACGUGAGGCUGUUCCCUCAUCAAAUGAAAACGCUACGACUGAGGGUGCGGUGCCACAAGUUGCAGAACAACCCGCACACGUGGAUGCCGCCGAGAAUACCCCAGUGGUUGCUGAUUCAAAUGAUGAAGGAACAUUCACCCAGGAACUAGAAAUAGAGCAAAUGAGGAGUACAUUGGAAGAGGCGAUUAUGGAAACGCGCAGUACGCCUCUCGAAAAUCGACCGCGACUUCCCGCAUAG